AGCAAGUAGUAACAUUGUUUAGUGUAAUUGAGUUGAGUUUUGUUGUUUUGUUUUACUGAAAAGAGAAGAAGUAUAUUUUUAGGUUCAAGAAUUAUUUACCUUGUUGUCUUCAAUUUGGACUUUGAGAUGGUGCUCCUUAAUUUGUUACUGUUAGCAUGAAAUUGAGUAGUCACUAUUGCAGAAAACUAUGCAGAACAACUUUAGAAAGGAGGAAGGCAAUACCAAGAGCUCAAGAAAUUGAACCAGCAACAACAGCCAACCCCCAAAUCACUGUUAUGGGUAUUGUUUACUGUGAUAUCUGCUCCAACAACACCUUCUCCAGGCACAGCUACUUCUUACCAGGUGUGGAUGUUAAAAUAGACUGCACAUUCAAAGCAACUUCUCCACAAACAAUUGAACAGAUAGCAUUCUCGGUCAAUAGAACUACAAACCAGUAUGGAGUCUAUAAGUCGGAAAUACCUUCAGUUGAUGGAAUUGAUUGUGCAAGGGAUAAAGCAAUGGUGUCAUCCUGCAGGGCAAGCUUGAUGUGGAGCUCAUCUUCUUCAUGCAACAUUCCUGGUCACAUAACCACGUCAGAUGGGAUAGCAGUUAAAUCAAGACGAUCCAAUCUCUGCAUUUACAGCCUAAAUGCAUUGAAUUACAGACCAUCCAGGAGAGAUAUUACCUUGUGUAAAAAUUAGGAACUGUACUAAAGUUCUUUCCAUCUGCCUACUCUGCCUUUUCCAAGUCUCAUGCUCUAAGAAUAACUACCCACAAAAAUUUUCGCGUAUGUACAAUUUGGUUGCAUGAAUAUGUUGUAUUCAAGUUUUUCAUUUUACUACAAUAAAAAUGAAAUUUGCAAGCAUUAUCCAGAAAGCAUUGAGGAGAAAGAGAGUUGAUUGA
Messenger RNA from Camellia sinensis, 882 nucleotides. The record is from RefSeq and is a predicted model, not a curated record. NCBI's taxonomy places the organism in Eukaryota, Viridiplantae, Streptophyta, Magnoliopsida, Ericales, Theaceae.